Molecule: messenger RNA, 1785 nt
Organism: Mycena citricolor
Lineage: Eukaryota; Fungi; Basidiomycota; Agaricomycetes; Agaricales; Mycenaceae
Source: the annotation of a GenBank genome assembly
AUGGCUACCAACACCAAUAUGCCAGCACGGGGCGCCCGAGGCGCCCCCGAGUUCGACGCUAAGCAGCCACGACAGCUGCUGCGUUUCUUCACCGACCUGGAGUUUCAUUUCUCUCUGGCAGGCGUCACGGCAGAACAAGAAAAGAAGACUCACGCGACACGCUACCUUUCAGUGGACGACCAGGAGAUUUGGGAGUCGCUGGACUCUUUCCUUGCGCCCCACUCCUACGCAUCGUUCAAAGCUGACGUCUUGAAACUUUACCCAGGCACGGAUGCCGAUCGCCGGUACACGCUUUCAGAUCUACACACCCUUAUUGGGGAAUACGCAAGUGUCGGGAUCUUGUCUCGUUCCGACUACAGCGAAUUCUAUCGGAAGUUUUUGGUCAUUACCAAAUUCCUCGUGGACAAGGCCCGACUAUCCACCGCAGAACAAUCUCAAGCCUUUCGUCGAGCAAUCUCGCCGCCGAGCCUUUGGAGCCGAGUCCACCAGCGACUACAAAUCAAGAAGCCUGAUGUGCACCCAGACGACCCCUACGACCUCACAGACAUGAACGAAGCCAUGGAGUUCGUCCUCGCAGACUCCUCGCAUGGAUCAGCCAUCUCAAACACGGCAUCGCCGAAACCCGUGGCAGUCAAACAAGAACCUGAUUCAAAUAUAGCCGAGUUAAUCGAGUCAAUGAACGGGCUAAUGAAGGUACUUGCCGCACAAGCAGCAGUCACGGCGCAAGCAGUCGCCGCCCAGCAGAGCCGGCCAGUGAGCACGGGAGCGCCAUCUUCAGUCCAGAAUACGCCACGAGACCUAAACUGCAGCUAUUGCGGCGAAUCGGGGCAUUUUAUCAUCCGUUGCCCGCGUGUUGACGAAGAUACACAGGCUGGAAAGUGCAAACGAAACGUCGAGGGCCAGGUGGUCCUGCCCAGCGGCUCAUACGUUCCCCGGCGUGUCAUGGGCACCAAUCUGCGUGCACGGAUCGAAGAAUGGCAUCGCCAGAACCCAGGACAAAUGGCGGCGUCGCAGAAUACAGCUGAAAUCUCCACGCAUUUCCUCAGCUCCAAUUCCGGACCGAAAAUCGCGUCGAGCUUCACGCUAUCAGAUACAGAACGCCUUCAGUACCUCGAACGCGAAAUGAUGGCCGUACGUACCAGGGCACAAGCGCGCGCAGCCCUAGGUGCGGGGCGUUUGUCCGAACCAGUCGAGGAGCCCGAACAGACCGUCCGCCCGAAUUCGUCAGCAACGAGCGCCCCGGGAAUCGAUAAAAACGCACCGGGACCUGCAGCAACGCGCCAGAAGGACCCACCAGUGCAUCCCGCAGCGGAACACCCAUUUUCAAAAGCCAAAGACGCGGGGUACGCCCCACCACGCGACCGGAACGUGGGGGCACGCAUCCCUGCUCCACCAAAGAAAGCCGAGGGCGCCUAUCGAACCACAGCACCUAUUUUCGACGAUAAAAUCGCCAACACCGUGUUUGGACGUCUCUUGGAGUCGAAAAUCGAAGUCAGCGAGCGGGAACUCCUUUCGCUAUCCCCAGAGCUCCGCACCAUGACCAGGGACGUCACCAGUAGCCGCCGAGUCGUCCCAGGGACCGAAAAGUCGCCAGUAGCCGCCAGCAAGCCCACAGAGCAGUUUUCGUUUGACCUGGCGCCCCAGGAGGCGUAUAUCAAGACGAUAGAAGAGCAGCGAGAUGGCGAUAGACGGCGGGAAGCGUUUUUCGAUUCGAUGCCCACAUCCUUUGGUCAGGCGACGUUACCGGCCAACGCCACUGUUAUCCCUGAUCAUUUCGAAACCUGA